CUGAGAGGCUGACCCUGACUUGUCGAGCUAAGCUCGCGCUCAGUCUUUUUUCAGUUAUUUUGGCUCAAUCGAGAUUCGACCAUGGUCAAGGAGAACAAGGCGUUGCCACUUCACAAAGUGAUUAUGGUCGGCGCCGGCGGUGUCGGCAAGUCAGCACUCACACUCCAGUUCAUGUAUGGCGAGUUCGUCGAGGAUUACGAACCGACCAAGGCUGACUCGUACCGAAAGAAGGUCAGCGUCGACGGCCAAGAAUGCCAGAUUGAUAUUCUCGACACGGCUGGCCAGGAAGACUAUGCAGCCAUCCGUGACAACUACUUUCGCAGCGGCGAGGGCUUUUUGAUUGUCUUCUCGCUGGCUGAGCGCGAAUCGUUUGACGAAACCACCCACUUCCGCGACCAAAUCCUGCGAGUUCUUGAAAACAAUGAAACCGCACAGGGCAACGAAACACCCAUCAUUUUGGUGGGCAACAAGUGCGAUUUGGAAGACAAGCGCAAAGUCUCGUCAGAUGAAGCUCAGCGCAGGGCAGCCGAGUGGCGAGCUGCAUACAUCGAGACGUCGGCCAAGAGCAAACACAAUGUUGAAAAGGCCUUUUACGAUCUCCUCCGCGUUAUUCAAAAGCACAAAGCUAGCCAUGCCUCCAGCACCAAAACCAGCGGUGGAAAGAAAAAGUGCACGAUCUUGUGAGCGAGUAUUGGCUCUAUUUUGAUUUUUUGUGAUUUGUUUGUGUUUGUCCUACUUUUCUUUUUGUUCCCCAUCGUCGCUUGAUUCUUUCGCUGUGAUUCUGUCUUGGUGUUGUGUGUUUUGUGUGCUGCCACCUGUUGUUCGAUAAUUCUGCACUUUGCUUCGUUCCAUGAAUCCACUUUUGACAAUCUGGAGAGUUGCAUUCAGAACAAACAAAUCAAAUAAACUCGCAGUGGU
Messenger RNA from Capsaspora owczarzaki ATCC 30864, 918 nucleotides. Its product is annotated as transforming protein ral. Gene Ontology annotation, biological process: Ras protein signal transduction. The coding region runs from base 82 to 684 and encodes 200 amino acids. Gene Ontology annotation, cellular component: plasma membrane. The transcript is spliced from 3 exons. The record is from RefSeq and is a predicted model, not a curated record. Gene Ontology annotation, molecular function: GDP binding; GTP binding; GTPase activity. NCBI's taxonomy places the organism in Eukaryota, Filasterea, Ministeriida, Capsasporidae.